Messenger RNA from Maylandia zebra (zebra mbuna), 3822 nucleotides. RefSeq names its product solute carrier family 2 member 3b (gene slc2a3b). Gene Ontology annotation, molecular function: D-glucose transmembrane transporter activity. Gene Ontology annotation, biological process: dehydroascorbic acid transport; response to insulin. Gene Ontology annotation, cellular component: plasma membrane; basolateral plasma membrane; apical plasma membrane. Lineage: Eukaryota; Metazoa; Chordata; Actinopteri; Cichliformes; Cichlidae. The record is from RefSeq and is a predicted model, not a curated record.
CCGUUUGCUCGCCCAUCACUCCGCUCCGCACGCGGUCAGGAGCACAUAGACCCCAUCCACCCCUUUGUCUCUCUCUCUGCAGCUGAGCGGAAGCUCGGCUGUGCGAUUUCCUAACAAGUGAUCGGCCCAGAUCGGAAACUACGCAUCGUGUGCUUUCGUCAACAAUGAGUAAGACAGGGCAACGUGCCGCCAAGCGCGUCUAGGUUUCUUUAAAACACACCCCGAUAGGAAGGCGGACUUAAUUUUGAAGAUACAUAAGAGGUGUAGACACGAGGUUUAUUAUAAACUGGAUACACAGAGGCUGGCACAAACCCAACAAAGCGAUUCACACAGUGCCGAGAAGUGUCUCAACUGCCUGCGCAUAGACUCUCCCUUAACAGAAUCCAUUAGGGGUUUUCCUGCUGACUGCUUGCACACAGGUGUGCGCAUAAAGAAUUAAGACUCCCGCUGUCCUUUCUGCGAACAUCAAACAGAAGAGAUCAGGAUGCAGCAUCUGGAUGAUGACAAGCCCAAGAAGAAGUUGACGCCUUACCUUCUCUACUGCGUUUCAACAGCAGUCAUCGGCUCCCUACAAUUUGGCUACAACACCGGCGUCAUCAAUGCACCCGAGCAGAAACUGCGGACAUUUUUCUCUAAUGUGUCUCAGAGCCGAUACGGGGAGCCUUUUCAGUCACAGACAAUUACUCUGGUCUGGAGUUUUGCUGUGGCCAUCUUUAGCGUGGGAGGCAUGAUCGGGUCCUUCUCUGUUGGAGCAGUGGUUAACAAAUUUGGCAGGCGAAAGUCCAUGCUGAUGAACAACAUCCUGGCUCUACUGGGUGGCGGUAUGAUGGGACUGGCGACUCUGAGUCAAUCUUUUGAGAUGGUCAUAAUUGGCCGGUUCAUCAUCGGUGUGUUCUGCGGUCUAUGCACGGGUCUGACGCCCAUGUACGUGGGCGAGAUCUCUCCCACCGCUGUCCGCGGAGCCUUCGGCACGCUGCACCAGCUGGGUGUAGUUAUUGGCAUCCUGGUGGCACAGAUCUUUGGUCUGGAGUUUUUGCUGGGCUCAGACACUCUGUGGCCUCUCCUGCUCGCUCUGACUAUCCUGCCUGCCGUACUGCAGACAAUCAUGCUGCCCUUUUGCCCUGAAAGCCCUCGCUACCUCUUCAUUGUUCUCAAACAAGAGGAGGAGGCUAGAAAAGCUCUGGUGCGUCUGCGUGGCACUGAAGACGUGGAUGAUGACAUUCAAGAGAUGAAGGAAGAAGGGAUGAAGAUGGCCAUGGAAAAGAAAGUGACCAUCUUAGAACUGUUCCGCUCGCCAAACUAUCGCCAGCCAAUCAUUAUCGCUAUUAUCCUGCAGCUCUCCCAGCAGCUGUCUGGCAUCAACGCUGUCUUUUACUACUCCACAGGCAUCUUUAGUAACGCUGGUGUAUCUGAGCCCAUCUACGCCACCAUCGGCGCUGGAGUCGUCAACACAGUGUUUACUGUUGUCUCUCUCUUCCUGGUUGAACGGGCGGGACGCAGGACGUUGCACCUGAUUGGACUGGCUGGAAUGGCCAUCUGCGCCCUGAUCAUGACCAUCUCCCUGUCCUUAGUGAAGACCACCCCAUCUCUAAGUUAUCUGGCAAUUGUGGCUGUGUUUGGCUUUGUUGCCAGUUUUGAGAUGGGUCCAGGUCCCAUCCCCUGGUUCAUCGUGGCUGAGCUCUUCUCCCAGGGGCCCCGACCUGCAGCCAUGGCCGUCUCUGGUUUCUCAAACUGGACUGCCAACUUCCUGGUGGGGCUGGGUUUCCCUAGACUGGAGGAAAUUUGUGGCCCUUACGUCUUCAUCAUCUUCAUGGUCCUCCUCAUCCUGUUCUUCAUCUUCACCUACCUACGAGUCCCUGAGACAAAAGGGAGGACCUUUGACGACAUUGCACAGGGAUUCGCCGCCAGGGUGGAAAAACCCUCCCACUCCCCGGUGCCUGAGGCAGUUGUGGUUGAAAACAAAGAGCCUGCACCGAUGUCCCCCACAGAAAAAGUUCCCAUGGUGAAUCUUCCUUCAGAAGCAAAAUGAAAAACUGUAGAAGAUACGAAGGAAGAUUUGGUGCAAAACAAAGCAGACAAACAUGGGCCUUGCACAUAGCUAGUGUAAAAGUUCUAUUAUUAUAUAUACUAUUUUAUAUUUACAUAUUAAGUUAUAUUGCAUAAGUCAGAAAUAAUGAAAGGUGUGUGUUUGGAAGAAGCCACUUCAGUGUACUAAUGCAAAAAAAAAAAGUUUUGGUAUUUUAUAUGUGUGCUUUUAAAGUGCCUUUUUAAAAAAAUGAAAGAGUGUUUUUAAAGAUCCCUCCCAGCUAGAAAUGCUUAAUUAAUGGACUGAAUUCCUCUUUAAUCCUGCUUUAAACACGGUCUACACUUAAAUGAAUUACCAGUAUUUAAGGUUUGUUGACAUUUCCAGUGCCAGCUCCCAUCCUUUUUUACCUUAUAAGAGGAUCAGCAUAUGUUCUGUGUGAGGUCUUCAGCUACCAACAGUGUUAAAAGGUUGCAGGAUUUGGGGGUUUAUGUAUUGAGGUCAAGCUUGAAAAGACGGAUUUGGAGUUCGGUUGUUUGACCCCCCAAAAAGAAAAGAUUGACUUGCUGUCCUCUCUGAAAUGCCUUGUUGCCUGCCUUGAGGCAGAAAAAAAGCACUGAGGGGGGUUUAGCAGCAGUUCCUCUCCACUUCAGGUCCAUAUAGAUUUUGAAUAAAUAUAUUUAUGUAUGUAGAAAACAAAGACUUCCUCUCAUCCAGCAGUAGCACCACAUACCCUGACAGCAGAGGAUGUCUCUGCUUGUCCGCUGUUUGGAUGCGACAGCUUUUGUGCCGAGAAAGAAACAAAACAAGGCGAGUUCUGUAAGCCGGAGCCGUCUGCAUCAAAUGUAAUAUUUGUAUGAGGAUGAGAGAGACGUAGUCCAGCACCGCCAAGCCUGAACAAAGCCUCUUUAAGGCUUCUCAAAAAAACAAAAGCUUACCUCUUUAGUUUGCAGAUUUCACUGCAGGGUACAAAGUAGAACGAGGAAAAAAAAAAUGCUGGCGUUUACAGCUCAGAUUGGAUUUUAGAAACUCAGGUGGCCAACUGUGUAUGUUUAUAGCUCCCAACUGUUACAGCACAGAAAGGAUAUUUAUCCACCACUGCACUUGAAACUCUUUCCACAUCUGUAGAGCAUUUGAGAGAAGCAGCUAUUGCAAAGUAGGUCGUAAAAUAAAAUACAGUUUUAAAGCAGUGUUUUAAAGUAUUUGCUAGUGUGAAACUGUUACCUCAUUUGAGGGAUGUGUAGAAGCACAUUGUGGUCUACUGAUAACUAAACACACAUCUCAGUCAAAACAGGUCAUUACACACGCUUGACGAUGUUGAAUUAAAAAAACACUACGUGAAUUGUAUUUAUUUUAGAACCGAAGAGUCGUUGUUUGCAUUUGUUUCUAACUGUUUGAAAUGAUGUGAAUAUAUUGUAAAGGCUCCAGUUACUGCACACUGAUCAGCUGCUGCAGCACAUGAUGUGUCGGUGUUUGCAGAGCAGCAUCUUCUUCUGGGUGUGCACAAACUGAUGAGCUUAACAGGGUUAUGUUAGCACUUUGGCAGUCAGACUACUGAAUAAUGAUUGCGCAUACUGUUUGCGCCCGUUACAUGUAAAUGUGUCGCACGUGCUCGAGAGGUGUGCGGUUUUCACCUGUCCUGUGAAACCUGUUACUUCCACCUUGAUUUUUCUUGCACUCUGCACUCCUAGUGUCACUGUAUCAGAUGCAGUUGUGUUGCUUUGCAGUUUUCACAUUUUUAAUAUGUAUAUUUUGCUCUUUUGUUAUCUCUUUUUUUGUUUGUGUAAAUAAACAGAAAC